AGGUCCAGCCUGUGGUGUCCACAAUGCCCCAGGCUUCUGAGCACUGCCUGGGACGGACCCGAGAGCCACCUCUUAAUAUCCAGCCCCGAGUGGGAUCCAAGCUACCAUUUGCUCCCCGGGCCCGGAGCAAGGAGUGCCGAAAUCCAGCCCCUGGGCCAAAUCCCUUGUUACGACCUCUGCCUCCUAGGCCAGGUCCCCCUGAGGAACGGCUCAAGAAACUGGAGCUGGGACGGGGACGGACCUCAGGCCCUCGUCCCAGCGGCCCACUUCGGGCAGAUCUUGGAGUUCCCCUGCCUGGCUCACCACCCCCAACUGUGGCUCUGCCUCUCCCAUCCAGGACCAACCUAACCCGUUCCAAGUCUGUGAGCAGUGGGGACUUGCGUCCAAUGGGGAUUGCCUUGGGAGGGCACCGUGGCACUGGAGAGCUAGGGGCUGCACUGAGUCGCUUGGCUCUCCGGCCUGAGCCACCCCCUCUGAGACGCAGCACCUCUCUCCGCCGCCUCGGGGGCUUUCCUGGGCCACCCACUUUGUUCAGCAUACGGACAGAGCCCCCUACUCCCCAUGGCUCCUUCCAUGUNUGCAACCACUCGGGCGGCGUCCACUGCGGCCACUACACAGCCCUGUGCCGGUGCCAGACUGGCUGGCAUGUCUAA
Molecule: messenger RNA, 653 nt
Organism: Odocoileus virginianus texanus
Lineage: Eukaryota; Metazoa; Chordata; Mammalia; Artiodactyla; Cervidae
Source: RefSeq, a predicted model, not a curated record